Molecule: messenger RNA, 474 nt
Organism: Olea europaea var. sylvestris
Lineage: Eukaryota; Viridiplantae; Streptophyta; Magnoliopsida; Lamiales; Oleaceae
Exons: 2
Coding region: 46-474 (142 amino acids)
Source: RefSeq, a predicted model, not a curated record
GGAUCUUCUAACCGGGGUCCACUUGAUCCCGACCUCGGAGGUGGGAUGUUUCGGCAGAUCAGUAGUAGGAAUCGAUAUAUCACUUCGGAGAAGCUUCGGGAGGGUCGGAGUGGCCUACUUGAUCUUGGCUUCGAUGGUGAGAUGACACUUCGGUAUCGAGGAGGUGGGAUGCUUCGGCAGAUCAGUAGUAGGAAUCGAUAUAUCACUUCGGAGAAGUUUCGGGAGGGUCGGAGUGGCCUACUUGAUCUUGGCUUCGGUGGUGAGAUGACACUUCGGUAUCGAGGAGGUGGGAUGCUUCGGCAGAUCAGUAGUAGGAAUCGAUAUAUCACUUCGAAGAAGUUUCGGGAGGGUCGGAGUGGUCUACUUGGUGGUGAGAUAACACUUCAGUAUCGAGGCUCGAACAAUCGAGGCGUAACAGUGGGUUCAUCGUUUAUUGCUUCCAUGAAAUUUCUUGCUCUUUUCGUUCAAUUGUAA